Melanotaenia boesemani (Boeseman's rainbowfish) is the source of this 1898-nucleotide messenger RNA. RefSeq names its product R-spondin 1 (gene rspo1). The transcript is spliced from 6 exons. Bases 988 to 1812 code for a protein of 274 amino acids. NCBI's taxonomy places the organism in Eukaryota, Metazoa, Chordata, Actinopteri, Atheriniformes, Melanotaeniidae. The record is from RefSeq and is a predicted model, not a curated record.
GAUGCGGUUCGAGCUCCGAAGUGGAUUUAAAAAGCGCACUUCGCAGGACAUUGAAUGCAAACCGUAUUUAAAAAGGAUGAAGAAAAAGUCAGAGGGACCUCGGAAUAAAAGAUCCACACUUUUUUAUUCACUGCACAUCGAUUCAAUUGAACCCUUUUGCGCAUUUUCUGUCUGAUUCAUCCUCUAGACAGAAGAGCAAGGAGGGAGUUGCGUAAUUGCGGAAGAUCAUAAAAAUCAAAUGAUUAAAAAAAAAUGACAAGAGAAAGGUUGUAUGGGGUAUCCUGUAGGAGGAGUUUUUUAGGACCAAACAACUAACGGAUUUUCCCUUAUAAAAAGGAAACUGAGCACCAAGCGUUCAAUGAGCGGCUUUAUUCAAGGAGUCAGAUGCACAGGUCCUGGUUCAAGCAAACGUGCGGUCACACUUGGACAGAAACCUGCUUCCAUCUUUUGUCAACUUGCAAACCAUCAUUUCACCACCUCAGUCUUUAACGUGGCUCGUCUUUGUGAGCUCAGACACUCACUGACAACAAAACUGCUUCAAGCAGCAGGUUCUCUGCUUGCCUUCUAGCUCCCCCCGAGCUUCAUGGGUUGACCCAAAAGAACUUUAGCACGCCUCUUUAUCCUCAGCACAACCCUGUGACCCCACCACCCACCCUUAUCCUACUGCCCUGGUCUGUUUACUCUCUCUUCUUGUGCCACCACCAGUGAGAUGGCUCAUUGUGUCCCAGGCUUGUUUGGAUGUGCAAUCAUAGCAUCACACUCCACUUUUCAGACUUGUGGAUAUAUCAGCAAGUAGAGUGAAAGAUACAGAAAGACUGGGAGGAGGGACAGAAAGAGAGAGCACAAGAAGUGCUGAGGGAGAGAAGAGGGAUAAUCCAUACCAACAGCAGAGGGAUUCACCUGUCCCACAGAGGAAGGUGGACCCCCCUACCUGAUCCAUCUGGUUGCAGGGAGGGACCUUGCAUAGCCUGGAAGGCAACAGGGACUAUGCAGCUGGGACUGGUGGCGCUGGCAAUGAUCUUUCUCAGCUCCAUGGGUCACAGCGAUGUUCUCAAGCUCUCCAAAGCAAGAAGGCAGAGACGGGUUAGCACUGAAGGGCCACCAUCUUGCCUAAAGGGCUGUGACCGGUGCUCUGAGUACAAUGGGUGUAUUAAAUGUAAUCCCAAACUCUUCAUCUUCCUGGAGCGCAAUGACAUCCGUCAGAUAGGGAUAUGCCUUGCCUCCUGUCCCAUGGGAUAUUUCGGCAUGAGGAACCCAGAAGGCAAUAACCGAUGCACCCAAUGUAAAAUAGACAAUUGUGAAGCGUGUUUCAAUCGCAAUUUUUGCACAAAAUGUAAGGAGGGCUUUUAUUCACACAGUGGCCGAUGUUACGCCAGCUGCCCUCCAGGCCAGCACACUGCCAAUGAGACCAUGGAGUGUGUCGGUCAGCAUGCUUUAGAGUGUGAACUCGGAGAAUGGAGCCAGUGGAGUUCCUGUAUGAAGAAGAACAAAACAUGUGGAUUUAAGAAAGGCUCCCAGUCCCGGGUUCGUGCACCUCUUAUGCAGAUACACAGUCUGGACACCUCCCCUGCCUCUCUACCCUCACAAACCUGUGCUCCAGAGACUCAGAGAAAGAAGUGUGUUGUUACCAAGAUGCCAUGUGUGAGAGAGAAAAAGAAAGGAGACAGACAGGAUGAUGCAAAGAGGAGGGAGAAUGUACGUGGGCGAGGACGAGAAGGCAAGGAUGGUAGAGGAGGUGGAGGGGGGAAGCGGAGGAAAGGCCAAAGCAGGACAACCACCGCUCCCAGCAUCACAACCAGCUCUGUCACCUAAAUUCAAAGGUCUGCUAGGCGAGGCUGAGAGGAAAAAAAAAAACAACAGAGACCACACCUCAGCCAGCGGCACCAGCCACAGACAGA